Eimeria tenella is the source of this 3375-nucleotide messenger RNA. Its product is annotated as radical SAM domain containing protein, putative. Bases 1 to 3375 code for a protein of 1124 amino acids. Lineage: Eukaryota; Apicomplexa; Conoidasida; Eucoccidiorida; Eimeriidae. Gene Ontology annotation, cellular component: cytoplasm. Gene Ontology annotation, molecular function: 4 iron, 4 sulfur cluster binding; catalytic activity. The transcript has 6 exons. The record is from RefSeq and is a predicted model, not a curated record. Gene Ontology annotation, biological process: porphyrin-containing compound biosynthetic process.
AUGAGACACUUUCCCCCCCAGGGGCCCCCGCGAUACCCACCAGCGCCUGGGGGGCCCCCUUUGGGGGCCUCCUGGAAGGGUCCUGCGCCCUUGGAGGCCCCUUUGAAGUCAACGGCCCCCUUGGGGGCUCCUUGGAAGGGAGGGGGGCCCUUGGGGGCCCCCUGGAAAGGGGGACCCUCUGUUGGGGGGCCCCUGUCCUUUUGGGUUUUAGGGUUUGCGUGUUUGUCUUUGCUGCCACUCUCCGUGUCUGUGCUGCUGCCUAAAGCUGCAGGGGGCCCCCCCAAAGAACCCUCAAUGCUUGCUGCAGUUUUCAAAAGGGGAGGGGGCCCCAGGGGGCCCCCUAUGGCAUACUGCUGCGGCGCCCAGAGGCUGCAUCUCUUGCUGCUGCAGAAGCAGCAGCGGCGCUGUGGGCAGCUUGCUGCAGCAGCAACAGCAGCAGCAGCAUCGGCUCAAGUUUUCCCCAACGGCCAGGAGGUCUCCGCUGCUCUCUCAUCACCUAUCGGAGUAUGUCGGGAGCUGCAGCAGCAACAGCAACAGCAGCAACAGCAGCAGCAGCAGCAACAGCAACAGCAGCAACAGCAGCAGCAGCAGAAAAAGAUGCGAAAUCUGCACGUAGCAGCAAAACGUGAGUGUGAGACGAGCGCUGCUAACACUCAGGCCAGCAGCAGCAACGGCAGCUACGAACCAACCAGCCGCAGCCACACCAACGGUAGCAGCAACAGCAGCAGCAACAGCAGUAGCAGCAGCAGCAGCAGCAACAGCGUAGAGCUCGUCGAUAAAGAUGCCUUCGGGGUGUACAUACACCUGCCGUUCUGUCUGCGCCGGUGCCAUUUUUGUGCCUUCCCGAUCGCGCUGCUGCCGAGCAGCAGCAAAGCAGCAGCAGCAGCAGCACAGUACCUCCCACUGCUGCAGCAGGAGAUGGCAGCAGAGUUCGGAGCUUUUCUACAGGCGCAUAAACGCCGCGUGCAGCAGUUGCGGCAGCUGCUGCAGCAGCAUCAGCAGCAGGAGCAGCAGCAAGGUCAGGAGCAGCAGGACCCGCGGCAGUGGGAACAGCAGCAGCAGAAACGGCAACAGCAAGGAAGCCUGCUGCUCGACGAUGCGAAGGAGCUGCUGCUGCAGGCGUUGCUUCCAACGGCAGCCCUCAACGCCGCAGCCAGCUGCAGUGUAAACAGCUCUGCAGCAGCUGCAGCAGCAGGUCCAGCAGCAGCUGCUGCCGCUGUUCCAGCAGCAGACACAGAGGUUGUUGCUGGUGAUUCUGCAGCAGCAGCAGCAGCAGCGCCUGCCAAGCGGCUGCUGCGGAGUGUUUACUUUGGAGGGGGGACGCCGUCGCUGAUGCCUCCGGAAAUUCUGCAGCAGCUGCUGCAGCAGAUUAAGGCCUUUGAGGCAGAACUGCAGCGGCUGCUGCAGCAGCAGCAGCAUCUACGGGACGCCCUGCAGCAGCUGCAGCAGCCUGCUCAGGGUGAGGCGAGGCAUUUGCGUCAUCCGCAGCAACAGCAGCAGCAGCAGCAGCAGCAGAGAAAGUGCGAGCAGGAGCCAGAGGUGUCUAUUGAGAUAUACCCAGGUACACUAGACGCAGAGCGGCUGCAGGCGUACCUGUCGGUGGGGGUGAAUCGCUUCUCUUUGGGUGUACAGACACUCCACGAGCCAACUCUAAAGGUGCUGGGAAGGCUUCCCGCCAGCAUCGCGAGCACCAGCAGCAGCAGCAGCAGCAGCAAACGAGCGCCUAGCCACGUCCGCGACAGCCUGCAUGCGCUGCGGCUGCUGCGCGCCUUCAAGCUGCUGCCCCGGACCUCUGUGGAUCUGAUUUUCAGUGUACAGACACCCCAGCAGCUGCUCAGGGACUUGCGGGUUUUCGCCAGUCUUCCUGUUGGUCAUGUUUCCCUUUAUGAGCUCCAAUUCCUGCAGCAGCAGCACCAGCAGCAGCAGCAGCAGCGGCAGCAGCUGAAGCAGCGAAGCGGUAAUGAACAGCAGCAGUGGCAGCACUGGCUGCAGCAAGACAGAGAAAGCAGUGGCAGACACAGCCGCAGCAGCACUGUUUGGAAGAGCGGCCGCUGUAGCACGACCAGCAGCAGCAACAGCAAAAGCAGCAGCAGCAGCAGCAGCAGCAGCAGCAGCGCAUUACUUCUGGAGAAGCUGGGUUAUGAACAUUACGAGGUUUCGUCUUUUGCCCGGAGAUGUCUGUACACCCCAGGGGCCAAAACAGCUGCUGGCGGAGAUGCUGUUGCCGGGGGGCCGCAGCAGCUAGGGCUUAGCAGCAGCGCCAACAGCAGCAUCAGCAGCAGCAGCAACGACAGCAGCGCCAGCAGCAGCAGCAGCUGCAGCUGCUGCUCCCGCUGCGUGCACUCGCAGCUCUACUGGGGAGGCGGGACUGUCUUUGCUUUUGGUCUUGGUGCUUCUUCUUUCGUCCGAGGCAGCAGGCGAACCAACCCCAAAAGUCUCGCUGCUUACAAAGCAUUCGUGCAGGGGGCCCCCCAAGAAGGCUCAGGGGGCCCCCAGAAAGGGUCAGAGGCGCGGGCCCCCUCAAGGCACUCUGGAGAAGAAGGCGCAGAAAGUCUCACGCAGUGGACAUACACCCGAAUACAGGAACUGGUGAUGCUGGGCCUGCGAACUUCAAAUGGGAUUGAUUUGCUGCAUCUCCUGGAACUCUCAGAUGCAGCAGCAGCAGCAGCAGCAAAAAAGGAACAGCUGCUCGGUGAAAACGCCGUUCAGGGCCUGCUGCUGCUUCUGGCGCAAAGAAAAGCUCCACUUGACCAGCUGCUGCGCUGCACAACAGUUUUUGCUGACAGCGAGGGGCAGCAGCUACCAGCUGCUGCAGCAGCGCGAAAUGCAGCAAAUGCUACAGCAGCCACAGGAGAUGGGGACGGGGUGCUGCUGCUGCUGCAGCAGGUGCUGCCAUCAGUGCUGCUUGGCGCUGCUGCGUUCCUACGGCGUCCGGGAGUAGCCGACAUUCAAGUGUUCGUACACCCGGGCGGCGAAGCUGGCCUUCACAGCCGCAGCAGCAGCCCCACAACUGAUUCUUGCUGCAGCUUCCAUGACGCAUGCACUUCUUUUCAAAAAGAGCUGGCAGCAGAGGGCCUUGAGCCGCUGGGCUCGGGGGUACAGGGAAGGUGGCAGCUGCGGAUACACCCCAACGACUCAGAUGCAAAAAUACUUUCAAAGGCAACGCGGCUGCUCAGAUUCUUAAAGAGUCGCAGCACCGCAGUCAGCAGCAGCAGCAGCAGCAGCAGCAGCAAAGGGGGAGCGCAGCUGGGCUGCCGCUUGGCGUUGCUGGCCCCCGACGGUCUUCUCCUAAGUGACGCAAUAUCAAGAGACAUAUUUCUGCAGCUAGAUGAUGCAUGCGAACUGUUGCAGCCCCAACUGCAGGGCAGCGCCUAA